Messenger RNA from Mollisia scopiformis, 1165 nucleotides. Its product is annotated as putative ketoreductase. NCBI's taxonomy places the organism in Eukaryota, Fungi, Ascomycota, Leotiomycetes, Helotiales, Mollisiaceae. The transcript is spliced from 3 exons. Gene Ontology annotation, molecular function: oxidoreductase activity, acting on NAD(P)H as acceptor. The record is from RefSeq and is a predicted model, not a curated record. Bases 281 to 1165 code for a protein of 294 amino acids.
CUAUUGCACAGAGAAGCUUGAUAGACUGUCAAGUAACUAAGCUCUCAUCUCUUUUCGAACAAUCCUUCCAAGAAGCCAAAUUCGUUACCGGGUUUUGAUAUUGGCUCUUAUCACCAUCGGACACCCCGGUCUUGAAGCUGCGAUAGGGACGUCUCAACACUUAAGUCUGCGUCUUGAGCAUCUAAAGAUUAGAACCAUUAAGAAGUAGACUUGACAGUACAGCCAAAGGCAAAUUUGCAGUCGUUCAACUCAAGAUUGCCCAGUUCAUUGUCUCCCAACCAUGGCCUCCAAUACCCUCCCAACCGCGAAACUCAAUACCGGUGCCGAGAUCCCUAUGCUCGCAUACGGAACCGGUACCGCACAUUUCAAAUCCAGCAACCUCGACCAAAUAGACCGCAAAACAGUCGAAUCCAUCAAAACCGCCCUCUCACUCGGCUUCUACCACCUCGACGGCGCCGAAGUCUACAACACCGAAGCGGAAAUCGGCAUCGCCAUCAAAGAAUCCUCCAUCCCCCGCGAAAAGCUAUUCAUCACCACCAAAGUCUUCACAAACAUGACCACCAUCCCCACCGCCCUGGAAACCUCCCUCAUCAAACUCGGCCUCUCCUACGUCGACCUCUACCUAAUCCACAACCCCUUCUUCACCACCUCCGCGCUCACCCUGCAAACCGCCUGGAAAGCCAUGGAAGCCGUGCACCGCUCCGGCAAAGCGCGCGCCAUCGGCGUCUCCAACUUCCUGCGGUCCCACCUGCUCUCCAUCCUCUCCAUCGCCACCAUCGUCCCCGCCAUCAACCAACUAGAAUACAACCCCUACCUGCAACGCGAAGGCAUCGUAUCCUGGAGCCUCGAACGGGGGAUCCGAACCGCGGCCUACGGACCGCUGGUACCGAUCCGGAAGGCGCGGCCGGGGCCGCUGGAUGCGGUGCUGGAAGUGUUGACGGCGAAGUAUGGGGUUUGUGAGGAAGCGGUGUUGUUGCGGUGGACGGUGCAGAUGGGUGUUGUGGCCGUGACGACGAGCGGGAAGCGGGAGCGGUUGGAGGGGUAUUUGCAGGCGGGUGGCUUUGAGUUGACGGAGGGGGAGGUGGAUGAGAUUUCGAGGGUGGGGAGGGAGAAGCAUUUUAGGGGGAGUCAUUGGGGGUUUGAUUAUGGGGAUAGUAGGGAAUAG